This is a messenger RNA of Chaetomium fimeti, 1272 nucleotides long. RefSeq names its product kinase-like domain-containing protein. The transcript has 2 exons. The record is from RefSeq and is a predicted model, not a curated record. Lineage: Eukaryota; Fungi; Ascomycota; Sordariomycetes; Sordariales; Chaetomiaceae. The coding region runs from base 267 to 1022 and encodes 251 amino acids.
CGCACCCUGUACCCCUCGUCUCCCCUCGUCCAACCCGACAUGUUGCAACCAGACCUGCAGCAGCCGCGAUCGGCAGCGAGAAACCGACGAGACCUCCCCUCCCUCCCAAAGUCCACUCCACCCUCCCCCCCGCGCCCCUGAUCGUUCUGCCAUGGAAAUAACCGUCGCUCGAUCAGUUGGCACGCGCAGCCAGACUCGUCCGCAGCGCUCGUCCGAUAGCAUAUGACAACGACACCGUGGGUGAAAUCCCAGCGACGCCAGGCAGCAUGGCUGCUCCGAGGCCACAACCAUCACUGGUACCGCAGCCGAGCCUGAGAUCGGAGGAAGGGUGUUUGGCUACCAGCACCGACAGGAAAUAUUACCGCCGCGGCAACGCCUUCAUCAAACGCUGCCUUCGUCCCCGCGAGUUCCUGCAUGGCCCCCAAGGGACGACCCACUAUCCCCGGUUACGGAAGGAGUCCCUCAAGAACGAGGCCGACACGCUACGUUUCAUAAACCGGCACACCGAGAUCCCUGUUCCUCUUCUGUUUUGCGACUUCGAGGACGAUGAUGCGUAUUACCUCAUCACCCAAUACAUCGAGGGUGUCAGCAUGGCCGACCUGCCGGAACACCAAAAGGACGUGGUCAUCGCCGAGCUGGAAAACCACCUGGCCCGUCUCAAGACCCUCAAGUCGAACCGCAUGGGCGGGCCAUCUGGAAUUGUGAUACCGCCUUACCGGGUACUGUGCGAGACGGAGAGGGACAACUGGGAACUCCGCCCAUCUGAUCACGCCGAGUACGUGUUUUGCCACAACGACUGCUCCCAGCACAACAUCAUCGUCAACCCGACCACCCUCAAGAUUGCCGCCAUCGUGGACUGGGAAUACGCCGGCUUCUACCCGGAGUAUUUCGAAUUCCCCUUCUACAGGCGAAAGGGGCCGUCCGUGGCGCUAGGUGAGGAGGAGGAUGAUACGGUCAAGAUGCUCAAUUUCCUCAACUCGCAGUUGACGUGGGAGGCCCAACAAACUCACCCAUGCCCGUGAUAUCCAUCUGAUUCCCACUCAAACGUCACCUCGCGCGUAGGUGUAUUCAAGGAUUUGGGAGAAUUCUCCGCCGAGCCAGGUUCAUGUUCUCUCAUCCAUAAAUUUUGAAAAUGAAAUCAAUGUUGAUCCACAGCAUAAACUUUAUCCUUGCAAUUGGUUACAUUCACGGACAUGCAACAAAACCGUGCCAUGCAAUAGACGGGGAGGAUUCGGGGAAACAGGGGGAGAGCGCCCCGGCGCGGGAGGGUGA